This is a messenger RNA of Oryctolagus cuniculus (rabbit), 3015 nucleotides long. NCBI's taxonomy places the organism in Eukaryota, Metazoa, Chordata, Mammalia, Lagomorpha, Leporidae. The record is from RefSeq and is a predicted model, not a curated record.
ACAGGUGUGCUGGUGUGUGACCGCCGCUGCUUGUGUGAGAAUACCCAAUACUGAAUGUGAGUGUAAGGGGCACGGCUUGGGAUGCUGUGCGGUGCCCUGGUCCGGAGUCCGGCGGCAAGGACUUCUCACUCUUCGUUCGCGCGGUUCCCUUUAGCUCUCCAGCGCCCCGCCCCCGGAUCGGGCAGAACAGAAGGUGGGAAACACCUGUUGGGGGCCUGAGAGCCGCGGAGCCCGCAGGGGCCUCUCCCGCCGUGCCCCGCCCGUCCUGCCGUCUCGGGUCCCGCCCCCGCGGCCGCAGCCAGCAGAGCGGCGAGUGAGCGCACGGCGGCCAGAGGAGCGCAAGGCGGCUGGAGCGCACGGCGGGGACCCCGCUCAGGGAAUCGAGCCAAGGCAGCGGCUGCCCGGGAGGCGGGCGAAGAGGAGCGCCGUGGAGACGCCGGGGGCAGCGGGCCGCGCCAGGCAGGUGAGUGCUGCUGCAGGGUACCGGGAGCGAGAGAGCCGGGCGGCGCGACCCCGCCGCUCCUGCCCGUCCGGUGCCGUCCCCGUCCCAGGCUGUCUCUGUCGCCCGCUAUUCUCGCGCCUCCCUGAUUCUUGGCCUCGGCUUCUCUGCCCUGUCCCUCCGUCUGAUUUUCCCUGCCCUUGUCUGUCCGUUUCCCUCUACUGUCUAGCCCUCCUUCUGAGCUCUCUGUCUCUGCUCCUGCUGCGACUGUCCCUCUCUCUCAACCCGUGUCUGUCUCUCUUGGCCUCUGUCUCUGUCUCUCUCCGAACUGCCCAUCACUUAGGUUUUGAUCUGUUGCUCCCCCCCACCCAUCUCUCUACCCAGGAUCUUUAUCAGCCUCAUUUUCCCCUUCUCCGUGUCUCCACCCUUGCAUCUACCUGAUACUGCUGUCUCUCUCCAUCUUGGUUCCUCUCAGUCUCUGUCUCUCUCCACCUGUCUCUCCUUGUCGCUUUGCCUCAUCUCCAUCUCUAUCUCCGAUCUGUCCUUGUCCUAGCGUACAUCUCUCUCUCUCUCUCCCCCACCCCCCACCCCUCAGUCAUCUCUCUCUGUCUCUUGGUUCCUGUCACCCUCUCUGAUCUGCUCAGUCUCUCUCUGUCCUCCAUCAAGGGCGGAUUCUGACUGACUGGGAUCUGGCCUCCUCUUUCCUCUUCUUUCUACCUCUCUGUCUCUGCCCAUCUCUGGAAAAGCUAUCUUUCUGUCUCUUUUCUGAUGACCCUCUGCACUUCCCUGCUUCCGUGACCCCCUCCGCUUGUGUUGGGGGUUGUGGAUGCAGCAGCGGCCAGCACCCCCAAUUCCCUCCCCUACAGGAGGCCCUCUCCUUGGGGCCCCGUCUGGUACCAGGACCCCCUCAGACAGGGGGACUGCGCCUGGAAGCUGUCAUGGAGGCCCUGCAGAGGCAGCAGGCAGCUCGCCUGGCCCAGGGGGUGGGGCCACUGGCCCCUCCACGCCUGCCACUGCCACCACGGCCUCCCCUGCCUGGCCCCCGGACCCUGCAGGCUCCUGAUGGGGCCUUGGGGGAGGUUGGGGCUGAGGAAGAGGAGGCCGAAGACGAUGAAGAGGGAGAGGAAGCUGGGGCAGAGGAGGAGACAGCUGAGGAGACCCAUCCAGGGACCCAGGACCCCAGCUCACCUUGCAGCCAGCCUCCUGGACCCCAUCCCCAUGAGUGGACCUAUGAGGAACAGUUCAAGCAGCUGUAUGAGCUCGAUGCGGACCCCAAGAGGAAGGAGUUCCUGGACGACCUGUUUACCUUCAUGCAGAAGAGAGGGACACCAGUGAAUCGCGUGCCCAUCAUGGCCAAGCAGGUGCUGGACCUCUAUGCACUGUUUCGCCUGGUGACGGCCAAGGGCGGACUGGUGGAAGUCAUCAACCGAAAGGUGUGGCGGGAGGUCACCCGUGGCCUCAGUCUGCCCACCACCAUCACCUCAGCCGCCUUCACUCUGCGCACCCAGUACAUGAAAUAUCUGUACCCAUAUGAAUGCGAGACGCGGGCGCUCAGCUCCCCCGGAGAGCUCCAGGCCGCCAUAGACAGCAACCGGCGCGAGGGCCGUCGCCAGGCCUAUCCCACCACCCAGCUCUUCAGCUUUGCGGGGCCGCCCCCUCGGAGCACUCCUGGCUCUGUCCUGGGGGCUGGCCCUGCCGUGCCGGUGCCCCCAUCUGGCCCCGCCCCUCUCCAGGGUUCCACCUCCAGCCUGCCAGUGCACGCGUGCGCCCAACUGAGCCCCAGUCCCAUUAAGAAAGAGGACAGCGGAAUUCCAACCCCUCAUCUGGCACUUCCCAUUGGCCUGGCCUUGGGACCUGCACGGGAGAAGUUGGCACCAGAGGAGCCCCCAGAGAAGAGAGCUGUGCUGAUGGGGCCUGCAGACCCACCUCGGCCUGGAGCGCCCACCAGUUUCCUGCCGCGUGGCAAGGUUCCCCUGAGGGAAGAGCGGCUGGAUGGGCCUCUCAGUCUGGCAGGCAGUGGCAUCAGCAGUAUCAACAUGGCUCUAGAGAUCAACGGGGUGGUCUACACUGGUGUCCUCUUUGCCCGCCGCCAGUCUGUGCCAGCUCCCCAGGGCCCAGCCAGUCCUGCACCCCCAUCCUCUACAGGGCCUCCCUCCAGCUCCUUGCCCUGAGAACUCCUCCUCACAACUCGGAGUCCCAGCCCCAGUGCUGAAAGGGGAAGAGGCACCCCCUCCCCCAUUUUGGUUCUUUCCAGACGCCUGAUCUAGGACCCAGCUCUAGGAGGUGACCAUACCCCACCUCCACGCCAAAGAGUUUUCUUUUGAUGUUCUAUCUACCUCAUUACAGAAGGAGGGCACUUCCUCCCUGGCCACUUCCGGCAGCAUCUACCAAAGAAUUCUUGCCCCAGUACCCCCAUCACCUCCUUAUGUGCCCCCUGUAUCAAUGUCAUCUCUAAGAUUCCACCCACUUUGACCCAGCCCUGCUACUCUUCAGGAACCAGGUGACCGAUUGUGUUGGGAUGUUAUGAAGGAAACAUCCCAGGAUCAUAUCUGGAAAAUAAAGCCGUGGUCCUUCCC